CGGAAACGGAAAUUGAUAAGCCCGUCUGACCUUGGGUACUCUCAUAUGAGUACGACGUUAUGUGGGUACGAAGCGUUAUCGGAACGACCUCGAAAAUGGCUGCGACGCGUAAAAUGUUCACAAAUUUGCCAGGAUUGGCAAAAACUGUUGGACUUCGGUCUAUUUACACUACUACAAGACCAAACCUUAUGUUGACAAAGGCAACAAAGGUAAUCUGCCAAGGUUUUACUGGAAAGCAGGGGACUUUCCAUAGUCAGCAGGCCAUUGAGUACGGAACUAAAAUGGUGGGAGGAGUUUCCCCUGGGAAGGCUGGACAAAAACAUUUGGGACUGCCUGUCUUUGGAACAGUGAAAGAGGCUAAAGAAGCAACAGAUUGUGAUGCUACAGCUAUUUAUGUACCGCCAAGAUUCGCAGCAGCUGCCAUUGAAGAAGCCAUUGAUGCUGAGAUCCCACUUAUUGUUGUCAUUACAGAAGGUAUCCCACAACAAGAUAUGGUACGUGUGAAACAUAAGCUGAUACGUCAAAAUAAGUCAAGAAUGCUCGGGCCAAAUUGUCCAGGAAUUAUCAAACCUGGAGAGUGUAAAAUUGGUAUUAUGCCUGGACAUAUCCAUCAGAAGGGAAGAAUUGGUAUAGUGUCCAGAUCAGGAACUUUGACAUACGAAGCUGUACACCAGACGACACUGGCAGGUCUAGGACAGACAUUGUGUGUAGGAAUUGGUGGUGAUCCAUUCAACGGCACUAAUUUUAUCGACUGCCUUGAAGUUUUCUUGGCCGAUCCUAACACAGAAGGUAUUGUUCUUAUUGGUGAAAUUGGAGGCCAAGCUGAGGAAAAGGCUUCCGAGUAUUUAAGAAAUAACAAUCGGGGUCCUUCAGCCAAGCCCGUCGUUUCGUUUAUUGCUGGUAUAACGGCUCCACCAGGUAGACGCAUGGGACACGCAGGUGCUAUAAUUGCCGGAGGUAAAGGUGGUGCCGAGGAGAAGAUUGAAGCUCUUAAAGCUGCCGAUGUUAAAGUUACUAUGUCACCAGCUCAACUUGGUACAACUAUGGUAGAGGCAAUGAGCAGAAGAAGGUGAAAGUGUUAUUUAUAGUAACAAAUUACAGACUUAAUAGAUUAUGUUUUAGUUUACUUGUUAUUAAAAUUGCUGGUAUCAACAUCUUGGAAUUGUGACAGACUCUUCAGAGUUCAAAUUCGUUCUUUUUGAGUAAUUUGCUGUAAAAUGAAAUUUUUUUCUUUCUGCGAUAUAUUUUCAUUUCUUUUUUCAAGAGUAUUAAGACUGGUCACAGUGGUGUAUAAGGAAAGUUAAUGUUGCUUUAUAUUUCAUGUACGAAAUGGUAGAAUUCUAGUUAAAUUUGUUAAAAAGUCUUUUAUUUUGGAAAAAAAUCUUGAUAUGUGUAAUGUAAAAAUUAAAUAGGUUUAUAGCUAUGUUCUAUUGUGAUAAAUGCUGGUGUGUAAUUAUGUAUACAUGUAUUAAAAACUAAUAAAGAACUAAUAAAGCAGAAAGAAUAUUAUACUGCAAGAAACAAUAUAUUUAUUGUUGGGAUGCCCAUAGAUUCCUCCUUGUCCAUGAGUCCUCACCAUUUCUGUUUAUGUCACAAAAUCUUGUCAAAUGUUUGUGAAGUAAAGAGUUACAUUUCUAUUACCAUUAAAGUGUAUAUUAGUUUAAUAUAUCUGGCAUAUUUCUUCACCAUAUAAUUUAUGGAUAAUUAAAAGUUUUAAGUGUAUUAAACUAGCACUGUGAAAAUGCUAAGGGUAACGAAUCGUGGCCACCCAUGGAUAAGUUUCGAAAUGUGGUACAAUACGCAAAAUGUCAUAAUGCUGUUACUUGUAUAAAAAUUGUAUAAAAAAGUAAGCAAGAAAUGUUGUAUCAUAUAUUUUGAUUUAUACAAAAAUGACUGUAUUGCUUUGAGAAUUGGAAUACUUGUCUACAACAAUUAUCUCCACUCCUAAGAGGAGAUAACUUGUUUUUUGGGUUGACUUUGCACCUUUCAAAGGCCUGCUAAGAGGAGAUAACUCUUGAUGUUUUUUUUUUUUGGGUUGACUGCACCUUUCAAAGACCUGCUCUAUUUCCACAAUCAAGCUCUGAGAAAAAUAUCCUCAAAUCUCAGAAUUUUCAUUGGUCAAUGUACGUUUUGUGGCAGUUUCUGACCAAUGGUAUACCUGAGAUCUGAGUUUAAACCACAAGAAUAUCUUAAUAACCUCCCAUCUAGCAUGUUUUCCUGUAGAUCACUGGCAAUACAUUAAUAAUUAUGCUGUUACGCAUAGGAAAAUUGACAGUUAUUUAUGGAGAAUAAUAAGAGAUGUUUGAGUUAUGAUAUAUGUAAUAAUAUUUAAGCAUAUUAAACAGAAUGGUAUCAUCACGUAUGAUGUUAUUGUUUUAUAUUCUUAUGUUUGUUAAGUGGAUGAAAGAAAUGAUUGAUGUGAUAGAUAUUGAAAUAAAUUGUAACUUAAUUUU
Molecule: messenger RNA, 2453 nt
Organism: Ruditapes philippinarum (Manila clam)
Lineage: Eukaryota; Metazoa; Mollusca; Bivalvia; Venerida; Veneridae
Product: succinate--CoA ligase [ADP/GDP-forming] subunit alpha, mitochondrial-like
Exons: 9
Coding region: 60-1073 (337 amino acids)
Biological process (GO): tricarboxylic acid cycle
Cellular component (GO): succinate-CoA ligase complex (ADP-forming); mitochondrion
Molecular function (GO): succinate-CoA ligase (ADP-forming) activity; succinate-CoA ligase (GDP-forming) activity
Source: RefSeq, a predicted model, not a curated record